This is a messenger RNA of Bubalus bubalis (water buffalo), 3899 nucleotides long. RefSeq names its product niban apoptosis regulator 2 (gene NIBAN2). NCBI's taxonomy places the organism in Eukaryota, Metazoa, Chordata, Mammalia, Artiodactyla, Bovidae. The record is from RefSeq and is a predicted model, not a curated record. The transcript is spliced from 14 exons. Bases 187 to 2424 code for a protein of 745 amino acids.
GCGCAAGGCGGAGGCGGCCAGCUAGUGGACCGACGCUACUGGAGCCGGAGCGCUAGCCGGGUAGAGGCCGCAGCCAGGGGCGGCGGGAGCAGGGCGGGCCGGCUCCAUGGCGCCAGCGGCGCCUGUUUGAGCAGCGCAGGCAGCGGCAGGCGGCGGCCGGAUUGGGCCGCGCGGCUCCUCCUCAUCAUGGGGGACGUGCUGUCCACGCACCUGGACGACGCCCGGCGUCAGCACAUCGCAGAGAAGACCGGGAAGAUCCUGACGGAGUUCCUCCGAUUCUAUGAAGACCAGUAUGGCGUGGCCCUCUUCAACAGCAUGCGACAUGAGAUUGAGGGCACUGGGUUGCCGCAGGCCCAGCUGCUCUGGCGCAAGGUGCCCCUGGAGGAGCGCAUCAUCUUCUCGGGGAACCUCUUCCAGUACCAGGAGGACAACAAGAAGUGGAGGAACCGCUUCAGUCUCGUGCCGCACAACUACGGGCUGGUGCUCUACGAGAACAAAGUGGCUUAUGAGCGGCAGAUCCCACCCCGAGCUGUCAUCAACAGUGCGGGCUACAAAAUCCUCACCUCCUUGGACCAGUACCUGGAACUCGUUGGCAACUCUUUACCAGGGACCACACCGAAAUCGGGCUCUGCCCCCAUCCUCAAGUGCCCCACGCAGUUCCCGCUCAUCCUCUGGCAUCCUUCGGCACGUCACUACUACUUCUGCAUGAUGACGGAAGCCGAGCAGGACAAGUGGCAGGCCGUCCUGCAGGACUGUGUCCGACACUGCAACAAUGGGAUUCCCGAAGACUCUAAGGUGGAGGGCCCUGCAUUCACGGACGCCAUCCGCAUGUACCGCCAGUCCAAGGAGCUGUACGGCACCUGGGAGAUGCUGUGUGGGAACGAGGUUCAGAUCUUGAGUAACCUGGUGAUGGAGGAGCUGGGCCCUGAGCUGAAGGCAGAGCUGGUCCCCCGGCUGAAGGGGAAACCGCAGGAGCGACAGCGGCAGUGGAUCCAGAUCUCAGAUGCUGUGUACCGCAUGGUGUACGAACAGGCCAAGGCACGCUUUGAGGCCGUGCUGUCCAAGCUGCAGCUGGCCCGGCCGGCCAUGGAGGCGGUCAUCCGCACCGACAUGGACCAGAUCAUCACCUCCAAGGAGCACCUGGCCAGCAAGAUCCGAGCCUCCAUCCUCCCCAAGGCGGAGGUUUGUGUCCGGAACCACGUCCAGCCCUACAUCCCGUCCAUCCUGGAGGCCCUCAUGGUUCCCACCAGCCAGGGCUUCACAGAAGUGCGGGAUGUCUUCUUCAAGGAAGUCACCGACAUGAACCUGAACGUCAUCAACGAGGGUGGCAUCGACAAGCUGGGUGAGUACAUGGAGAAGCUGUCCCAGCUGGCGUACCACCCCCUCAAGAUGCACAGCUGCUACGAGAAGAUGGAGCCGCUGCGGCUCGACGGGCUGCAGCAGCGUUUUGAUGUGUCCAGCAUGUCUGUGUUCAAGCAGCGAGCCCAGAUCCACAUGCGUGAGCAAAUGGACAAUGCCGUGUACACCUUCGAGACCCUCCUGCACCAGGAGCUGGGGAAGGGGCCCACCAAGGAGGAGCUGUGCAAGUCCAUCCAGCGCAUCCUGGAGCGGGUGCUGAAGAAAUACGACUACGACAGCAGCACCGUGCGGAAGCGCUUCUUCCGGGAGGCGCUGCUGCAGAUCACCAUCCCGUUCCUGCUCAGGAAGCUGGCGCCCACCUGCAAGUCGGAGCUGUCCCGGUUCCAGGAGCUGAUCUUCGAGGACUUUGCCAGGUUCAUCCUGGUGGAGAACACGUAUGAGGAGGUGGUGCUGCAGACGGUCAUGAAGGACAUCCUCCAGGCCGUGAAGGAGGCCGCCGUGCAGAGGAAACACAACCUGUACCGGGACAGCGUGGUCAUGCACAACAGCGACCCCAACCUGCACCUGCUGGCUGAGGGCGCGCCCAUCGACUGGGGCGAGGAGUAUGGGGACAGCGGCGCCGGCGGCGGGGACCCCGGCGUCCAGGAAGCAGCCCCCCUCUCGGAAAAGCGCCGGCGUGCCAAGCAGGUGGUGUCCGUGGUCCAGGAUGAGGACGUGGGGCUGCCCUUCGAGGCUGCCCCUGAGCCGCCAUCACCCUCGUCCCCGGACAGCGUCACCGAGCUCCGCGGCCUGCUGACCAGGGAUCUGCGGGCCGAGAGCCCCCCGCUGGCUGGCCCCCUGCUCAACGGGGCCCCCGUGCAGGAGAGCCCCCAGCCCGGGCUGGCCCCCGAGGCCACUUCGCCGCCUGCCUCACCCCUUCGGCAGCUCCCGUCCGAAAAGCUCGUGGGCCUUGAGCCUCCCAAGCCCAGCGACCAGGAGACCGGCGAGCAGGUGUCCAGCCCGGGCAGCCGCCCCCCCAUCCACACCACCACCGAGGACAGUGCAGGGGUGCAGACCGAGUUCUAGGCCGGUCGCCCCCGGAGCCUCUGUUGGACACAGCACAUGGGCCACUCCCUCCAGGGCCCUGGCUCAGCUCUGGGUGGGGAGCACAGGAUCUGUGCCUUCCGGGCGGGGCGGGGCGGGGCCAGGGCUGGUGUGGCACCAGGGGGGCUGGACGGGGAUGGGCCCACUUGAGUCACUUUAUGGGUUUGGUCACACUUGGUUGCUCUGUUUUCUCUUCUGUGGGAUGAUCGUGGCUUUCCUGCUCCUGGUGGGAGAGGGACCAGGCACAGUGGAUGGGGGCUGGGAGCACUCGGUGGCCCUGGCUCCCUGAGUCCGCCCUCCCUGCCUGCCUGCCUGCGUGCCUGCCUCUCUCUGUGGCCUGUUCCCCUGGUGGGUCUUGCCAUCCGCGGAAGGAGGGCGGCGAGAGCCGCAUCCACUGCCUGGCUUCUCCCGUCACCGAGGGGGCCUGUUAGAACCAGGAGGCCCGAGCGCCGAGGCCCGUCUCUGGGCCCCUGAGGCCAGUUUUGGAGUGGACUCAGGCCUGGCUCUCGCACCCCAGGUGAAGGGACGUGCAAGGAGGGGGUCUUGAGGCUGGGGGGUGCUGGGGGGUUGCUGGGGGAGGGCUGCCUCUCGAGGUGGGGUGGGAACAGGAAAGGCCUGGAACGUGCUGGUCUGGGGCGAGGACGUGUCUGAGGGAAGGAGGGGGUGACCUCUGCAGAGCUACUGCUGGCAGGGUGGGCGGGGUGCACUUGGGGGGGAUGCUGGAAGCUGAGACUCUGCUCACCUCCACUUGCUGGGGUCUGGUCUCUAGGAGUUCCACUGUCCGGCUGGGCUGGGGGUGGGGACACUGCUCAGUGGCAGGGCUGGGCGGGUGUGGACGCUGUCUUCUCCGUGGGCUGCUUCCAAGGUACACGCUGUCCCCCGAGGGAACUGGCGGGGCUUGGGAGGGGCCGUGGGAGGGGCCGUGGUGCCCCAGGACACCAGGACAUUUGGGGCAGGUUGGGGCUCUAACGCACCCGCCCUGACAACUCCAGGGCUGUUCAUAUGGCCCUGCUGUUCCCCCGUCUUCAGCUCCUUGUUCCUGAGAGUGAGCGUUAAGUUGAGGUCAUCCCCAGGGGCUGGGGCCACCUGGUUUUCCCAGGCCCUCUCUUCUGCUGCUUUGAAGGGAGGGCAGGCAGGGCAGAAAUCUACUCCUUCGGGGUCCUCACCGCCACCCCCCCCCAGCCCUGCAUCUCCCAUCCCCUGGAUGUGCUUCCUGGGCCAGGGCCUGGGACCCACAGGGCGUGCGGCACUGGCUGGUGCUCAGGGACCCCCUUCGAGUCCCCCCCAGCCCCACUCUCAACGCCAAACUAACCUCUUCCACCAAUACAUUCCGUCUGAAGACGCUCUCCUCUGGUGCCUUCUCUUGGGACUUUCCAAUCAUCCUUCCCAGAUAUUGUAUUGAAAAUAUUAUGCAAACUGUUUAAGCUUCUACUAAUCAAUAAAGUGCUUUAUUUAAA